CUUCCAUAACAAGCUUCCAACUUCCAAGCAGCACUUGUCCUUCAAGCAAUUAAGGCGCACAGAAAACAUUGAUGGCGGAUUUAUUACCCCCUAAUAGAAGCACAUGACGUUUUUUUCUCCUCCUUUUUUUUAAAAGUUGACCUCCUGAAUUGUUUUAAAUGAAUGCGUGGCCGGAUUUGGAAAUGCCCAAACCUUUAGCGCACAUCAAGAGACCCAUGAACGCGUUCAUGGUGUGGUCCAGGGGUCAGAGGCGCCAGAUGGCCCAGGACAACCCAAAGAUGCACAAUUCGGAAAUAAGCAAGAGGCUGGGCGCCGAGUGGAAAAAACUCAGCGACUCCGAGAAGCGUCCUUACAUCGACGAGGCCAAAAGGCUCCGGGCGCAACACAUGCGAGAACACCCGGACUACAAGUACAGACCUCGGCGCAAACCCAAAACUCUUCCUCAAGCGGAGCGCCUCGUUUUCCCGCAUGUGGAGCCCUUGAAGGGAUUCUCCGUGGACUCGUCCUUUCUAAUCCACGGGGAUAAAGCUCCCACUCUCCUGGCGCCGUCCCCCGUGAGACAUCUCCAUCGGAUGGCCGAGUUCCAGCCGCCUUUGAGCGGCUACAGCGCGCCCGCCUUCGGGUACCACUCCGGGGCGGUGGUCGGGGGUUUGGCUUGUCUCGGACAGCACACCCACGCGUCGCCUGGUAGCCCUUAUGUGGUGCCGUGCAACUGUGGAGCGUGGUCGGCGGCCGGUGUGCAGCCUCAAGUGGCUUACAUUCUACUCCCGGGAGGGAUGAGCAAGAGCGGCGUGGACGCGUACGCAGCACCCGGAGCCAGUGCGUAAAUGACCAGUGCGUCAAUGGAGGGCAGGCGGGGACA
Molecule: messenger RNA, 862 nt
Organism: Syngnathus typhle (broad-nosed pipefish)
Lineage: Eukaryota; Metazoa; Chordata; Actinopteri; Syngnathiformes; Syngnathidae
Product: transcription factor Sox-14
Exons: 1
Coding region: 159-827 (222 amino acids)
Biological process (GO): anatomical structure morphogenesis; regulation of DNA-templated transcription; cell differentiation
Molecular function (GO): DNA-binding transcription factor activity, RNA polymerase II-specific; RNA polymerase II cis-regulatory region sequence-specific DNA binding
Source: RefSeq, a predicted model, not a curated record